Molecule: messenger RNA, 896 nt
Organism: Suillus bovinus
Lineage: Eukaryota; Fungi; Basidiomycota; Agaricomycetes; Boletales; Suillaceae
Exons: 4
Coding region: 384-611 (75 amino acids)
Source: RefSeq, a predicted model, not a curated record
GCUUGACAAGCUUGAAGCACCAUCGGUCCUUGACACACAAUCAAGCGCUCCUAUGGUCGCGACACUAUUCGAUCCCUGAUGAAUCUGUUAUGUUUCGUACGUUUGGGACAGCUGUCAAUGACAUUCUCGGUACUGGAAAUGUCAAGACGGGUGACUCCGUCCUCUUGAACCAGACGCCUGUGGAGUUUUCAGUCAACUAUUUGUGAGGAGCAUGCAGCGAACACAGGAUUCGAGUUCCUAGUCUGCAUUCUUUAUCUUUACGAGUCCGAUUCAAAACCUUAGUAACUUCCUGCCCUAUUCGAACGACAAGUCUUCGUAUCAUAGUAAUCUCAAGGACAUCACUCGCACGAUGUAAUCAAUCUGCAGUCUUGAUACUACAUACCAUGCAGCUACCAGGUAUGCUCAAUGACUUGCUGUUCUUGCUGGCCAUGCUUCACUGCAGAACUCUCCGCCAAACUGUUCGUAUCCCAUUGAUGAUUGACUCGUCGUUCGGUUCGAAUUUAUGUCAUAGCCGUUCGUCAAGACCUGUUCCAGACUUUUCAAUUACAAGAGGUCACUGUCAAUAUUUAGUGUGCAGUACCGAUAAGUAUAUCAUCAAUGACAAGGCUUGAAAUCUAGAUUCAAGAGGGGAAGAGAUUGCCCCCGGCCCUUGAUUCGAAAGGUUUUGAAGGGUAUGUUUGAAUUGACGUAUUUUUGCCAAACCUUCAACGUGAAUGAUUGUUCGGUGAAAAACACUCAUCUUUGUCUGCUUGUGCCGGACCGCCCUCUACCCACCUGUUCUCUGGUGCAAAUGCAAGAUCGACUGCCAAUGGAAUGAAGUAACGCCUGGGGACCGUGACAGCACCCUUGAUAUUGCACGCUGAUAAUUUGUCUUGUACCGCGCACAGCUUUGUGAA